AUGUUAGAACUCAACAAAGAUGUAAUUUUUCUUAUAUUAGAAGAAUUGAAAAAUGAUCGAAAAUCUCUCUAUUCAUGUCUUUUAAUUAAUAAAACUUGGUGUGAAAUGACGGUACCAAUUCUAUGGAAAAUUCCUGGAUUAAAUUAUUUGAAUUAUAAUAAUAAUAAAAAGAUUAGAUUAUUAAAUGUAAUACUUUUACAUUUAUCAGAAGAAUCAAGAAAUAUUUUAAAAGAUCAAGGAAUCAAAUUUUUUACAACUACAAAAUAUCAACGACCAUUUUUUAAUUAUAUUAAUUUCUGGAGAAGUUUAAAUUUACAUCUUAUAGAAGAAAUUUUAAAUGUUUCUAUUGAACAAUCCAAAAUAUCAAUUGUUAGAAAUGAAAUAUUAAAAUUAUUUAUUAACAAAAAUACAAAAUUUAUUGAACUUUAUAUACCACAAAAAUUUAAUUAUCAAAUACAUCUUAUUUCAGGGGUAGAAAAUUGCUUUUCAGAACUUGAAUAUCUUUGUUGUGAUGCUAAUAUCGAUCAAAAUAUAUUAAGAGGAUUAUCAAAAAUAAUCAAAUCAAUUAAAAAAUUAAGAUUUAAAGAUAUUAUGCAAUAUAAUGAUCGUAAUAAAAAUAUUGGAAUCAUUUCAUUAAUUGAAACUCAAGAAAAUUUAGAAGAUAUUUGUUUCAAUUGUUAUUCAAAUGUAAGGGAUGAAUCAUACUGCGUAUCCCUUGAAGAAUCAUUAAUUAAAAAAGCGAAUAGUAUCCAACAUUUAAAAUUAGAUUGGACACCUACUACAAAUAUUCUUUCAUAUCUUGUAAAUUUAACAUGUUUAGAUAUAAAUUUAAGUUUAAUAAAUUUCAGUUUAAUGAAAUUACCUCAUUACACUAAUUGGAAUAAUUUAAAAAAUAUUUCUUUACCAGUUUUAGAAAUUUUAAGAACUCAACAAGUUCCAUCCAAAAUUUUGGCAAAUUUAAUUGAAAAUACAAAAGGAUAUCUUACUGAAAUUAGUAUUUGUUAUGAAGGUGUUGAUAAUAAAAGACUUAUUCAAGCAAUUUAUGAAAAUUGUCCAAAUCUUAAAUAUCUUAAAUUAUCUUUUAUUAAUAAUGAUAUUACAGAAUUAGAAAAAUUAUUAAUUAAAUGUAAACAUUUAAGUGGUUUGGUUAUUAUUAUAUUUGAAAAUGAACCUGAUUGGGAUAAUUUAUUCAAAGUUUUAAUUAGUUCUUCUCCAAUUAAUUUAUUUAAAUUUAAAUUUUCUUCUUUUAAAACUCUUAAAUUAGAAACUUUAAAAUUCUUUUUUGAUAAUUGGAAAGACAGACAUCCUAUUUUAUUACAAACAAAUUCCCUUUAUAGUCUUUAUAGUGCAAACACAGAAAGGCAACAACAAAUAAAUAAUUUAGUUGAAACAUACAAAAAGAAAGGAAUAGUUAAAACUUAUGAUGUUUAUUGGCAAAUACAUACUAUCGAGGAUUUUGAAUGGGAAAAAACAUUUUAA
Messenger RNA from Rhizophagus irregularis DAOM 181602=DAOM 197198, 1479 nucleotides. RefSeq lists its product as uncharacterized. The record is from RefSeq and is a predicted model, not a curated record. NCBI's taxonomy places the organism in Eukaryota, Fungi, Glomeromycota, Glomeromycetes, Glomerales, Glomeraceae.